This is a messenger RNA of Eublepharis macularius, 2749 nucleotides long. RefSeq names its product bestrophin 1 (gene BEST1). Bases 1 to 2292 code for a protein of 763 amino acids. NCBI's taxonomy places the organism in Eukaryota, Metazoa, Chordata, Lepidosauria, Squamata, Eublepharidae. Gene Ontology annotation, molecular function: chloride channel activity. The record is from RefSeq and is a predicted model, not a curated record. The transcript has 9 exons.
AUGACAGUGACAUACACCUACCGUGUGGCUGAUGCUCACCUAGGCACCUUCUCACAGCUUCUGCUCCAAUGGAAAGGGAGCAUCUACAAACUCCUCUAUUGCGAGUUCCUAAUCUUUAUCUCUUUCUACUUCGGCAUCAGCAUUGUCUACAGGUUGAUUCUAAGUGAGAGCCAAAGGCUGAUGUUUGAGAAGCUGGCUCUGUACUGUAAUAGCUAUGCUGAACUGAUCCCUGUAUCUUUUGUACUAGGCUUUUAUGUUACCUUGGUGGUAUCUCGCUGGUGGGGACAAUAUGAGAGUAUCCCUUGGCCUGACCGCAUUAUGAACCUGGUCUCAAGUGGUGUGGAAGGGAAGGAUGAAUACGGGCGCCUGCUGCGGCGCACCUUGGUGCGCUACAUCAAUCUCUUGAGUGUGCUGAUCUUGCGCUCUGUCAGCACUGCUGUCUUCAAGCGAUUUCCAAGCAUAGAACAUGUUGUGAGAGCAGGGCUGAUGACUCCAGAAGAGCACAAGAAAUAUGACAGCCUAACCUCACCCCAUAACAAAUUUUGGAUCCCCUGUGUGUGGUUCUCGAAUCUGGCAGUGAAGGCACGCAAUGAUGGUCGAAUUCGUGACAGUGUGCUGCUCCAAGGCAUCUUGAAUGAAAUGAACACUUUACGCAGUCAAUGUGGGCGACUCUAUGGGUAUGAUUGGAUCAGCAUUCCUUUGGUCUACACUCAGGUGGUGACUGUGGCUGUUUACAGCUUCUUCCUGGCGUGUCUGAUUGGCAGGCAGUUCCUGGAUCCAGCAAAGGCAUAUCCUGGCCACGAAAUGGAUCUCUUUGUACCCAUUUUCACCUUCCUACAGUUUUUCUUCUAUGCUGGCUGGUUAAAGGUAGCUGAACAGCUCAUUAACCCAUUUGGGGAGGAUGACGAUGACUUUGAAACCAACUGGCUCAUUGAUAGGAAUCUGCAGGUCUCCCUUAUGGCUGUGGAUGAAAUGCACCAGGAUUUGCCAACUCUGCAGAGGGAUCCAUACUGGAAUGAAUCAGACCCACAGCCACCCUACACAGCAGCAACUGCAGAAUAUAAGCGUCCAUCUUUCCUUGGCUCAACCUUUGACAUCAGCAUGCAGAAAGAAGAGAUGGAAUUCCAACCCCUGAAGCAGAUUAAAGAGAAUGAGGAAGCAAACCACUCAAUGCCAUUGUUGGGACACAUAAGCCGCUUCCUUAGUGUCCAAUCUCCCAGUUUCACCAGGGCAUCAUCAAGAAUGAACCUGAUGCGUCGGAGAAAUGAAAAUAUGCCUCCUUCCCCUUAUUAUGCAUACCCAGACAGUGGAAAAUCUGGGAGCCCUACUAGAAUUAAUCCACAACGGUUUCACCAAGGCUACAACUCUCAGGAUCAAUGGGACAAAGAAGACAGCAAACUGAGAGAAUUUGAUGCCUUUAUGUCAACUCCAUUCUAUGAGAGGCCUGGUUUCUACAGUGCCCCACAAACACCAAUCAGCUCCAUCCCAAUGAUCUUCCCAUCCAGAUGUCUAGGCCGCAAGAAGCCACCCGCUCUCUCCAGCAUUGCUGCCUGUUCUUUGAGGGACAACACUGCCAGCCAAUCUCCUUGCAAGGCUAGUGAUAAGGAAAGAAGUCAGAGCUCUCUUGGUUCAGGAGCUAAAGAAACAUUUGCAUGGACAGCAGAAGAAAACCAAAUGCCAGACUCACUGGCAGUGAUGGCAGAAGUGGAAGCAAAACUCACAAGCCAUAAACUCAAGGAUGUUGCUCCUCUUGGAAGCCCAGGGGCCUUGUCCUCGGGGGACUCGGGAAGUCCCAAUUUUCAUUUCUUUGCUGAGUCCCCAGACCCCGAGUGGCAGGCGAACACCAAGAACAAUCUGAAAGGCUACCGUCAUCCCUGGCUGACUCCAGACAACACAGCAACUCCCAACCCAGAUCUACCCACCUCGCUUCAUACCCACGGGAUCAGAACUCCUAGCGGCAAUGGCCCUACCUUCUUUUCAUUCACACCUUUGACAUCCCCAGCACUUGAGAGAUCCCACCUGAGCAAAACAAAAUCUGCUGUGGGACCUAGUUCAGAUGACACUCCUGGAGUUCCUGAGCAGGAUCCUGCAAUAGUUUCUGGGUACGCAAGAGACAUAGGAAGCAGAGCCACCAACGCUUAUCACACUAAAGAUCAGAGAAAGGCCACAAGCUCUUCGUCCAAUGACUCUGGGAUCUCUUUAGCAGAAGGAGACCUUGUAGGAUUAAUGGAGGUGAUCAUGGAAACCAGUGAAAACACAGCUGAUGAAGGGAAGAUGGACAGGGACAACUAAAUGAAAUGAGCUCACAGGUUCUUGGGGAUGGUAUCAUAAUUUAACUAAGCUUAAUUGAUGCUCAGUCUUUUAAUACAUUUUGCCAAAGAGGCACCAGAACUAUGUACUGGGAGCUGAAGAACAAUUGAGAAUUCCAGUACCUUAGGUUGAACAACUAAUGUCUACUUCCAUCAACUAGUCUGUUACAAACCCUUUAUUGAUUGCAAGACUAAAAACAAUAGCUGCAAUUCGAGCAAGCAGUUGAUUUAAGACCCAUUUGUUGUACUGUUUGAGUACCAAAUAAUGGAAUCAUGUCACUAAUACUCGAACCAGUUUCAGCUGUGGAUUAAGUCAAUUUUCAUUACUAAUUUUUCAAUCAGUGAUUCCUUCCCCAUUGAUUUUUCCUAUAAUUACCCAAACGUUUGAUCACCUGCUACAUUCCUGUUGUGAACAUAAGCACCUCCUACAGGUGAAACUU